Messenger RNA from Momordica charantia (bitter melon), 933 nucleotides. Its product is annotated as Pollen Ole e 1 allergen and extensin family protein. Gene Ontology annotation, cellular component: cell periphery. Lineage: Eukaryota; Viridiplantae; Streptophyta; Magnoliopsida; Cucurbitales; Cucurbitaceae. The record is from RefSeq and is a predicted model, not a curated record.
GUGGAAAGCGCCGGCAACCUUCGUUUUGACUUGUUUCCAGAUAAUAACCCAUCCAUUCCAUCCAUAUAAAUUUGGCUGGAGCUUUGUUUUGACUCUCCAAUGGUGGAUCGCACGUCGAAAGUAGUGCCAAUCCACGCCUCUACUUGUGCAGGAAACGCACUAUCCCGCUCCCUAUAUGAUCCUCCGUAACCCUCCCCGAUCCACACACUGGCUUUCACACAGACACAAAGAUGGCACCUCUCCUGCGGCUGAUAAUGGCGGCUUCGGUUCUAAUCGCCUGCACCAAUAUCGUAGCGGCCGCGGAUGACGCCGGCGUCAUUCAUAUCGGCGGCAAAGUGCUCUGCCAGGACUGCACCCAGGGCUGGAACGAGUGGAUCAAUGGCAAACCGCUCAAAGAUUGUAAGGUCUCUGUAACGUGCUUGGACGAGAGAAGCAGAGUGAUGCACUACGCUAGCGAUCUGACGGACGAAUUAGGGCAAUUUGAUAUCACAAUCGACAAGUUGGUACACGGCAAGAAAUUGAAUCCGAAGAAAUGCUCAGUGCGGCUCGUUUCUUCUCCAGAUCCGACGUGCAACAUUAUGACCGAUUUCGCCGGCGGCCGGUCCGGCGUUCAACUCCGAGGACCGAGCUUGACGUAUCGCGAUUUCGUCAAGUACGUUCUCGGUCCAUUUUACUUCACCUCGCCGAUGUGCGAAGAACCUAAUACAGAUGAUUCCGAUGACAACAACGGCAAAAAUUACUGAAACUCUUCUCUUUCUUCACGACGGAAGUGAAAGAAAAUUUUCAGUUCGAACUUCUUACUGAUCUUGUGAAUCGAUGAAAAAAUAUAGUUAUAAUUGAAAACAAAACGAUGGUCAAUCGUCAAUCAAUAUCUCCACAAAAUUUGUUUCAAUUACUGCUAUUUUUUUGUGAGUUAUAAAUUUGUUUGAAUUA